GACAAAUUGAUUCGGUGAAUUUCAGGGUUAUAAUGCACAAACAUUUAAAAUACUAUGUAUUUCAUAUACGUGCCAUUCAAAUGUAAAAAGUAUGUGAAAUAAAGAUUGGAUGUUAAAGAUGUUGCUGGUUCUGCAGUUCUUAUAUUUAUUUUUUUAGUUGACCUUCACAGAUUAUAUCCCUUGAAUGCAUUAGAUUUAUCUGUCAAGAUCAAGUUCCAAGGCUGUCAAUUUGUCAACUCAAAAUGUCUAUUGUUGACGAUCAACGUUGGUAAAAAAAUUGCAAAACAAAGAAUUUACCUAAAUAUUAAUUAAAUAAAAAUGAUUUAAAGUUAGCUUUUUAAAAUGAACCGCCUUAUAUGUUUAAAAUCUUGUUAUAUUAACACGAUAAAAAGUAGUUACAAUAAGUCAAGCCAAUUAUUAUUGUGUCCUAAAAGUGUCACUCCAGAAUUGCUUAUAGUAAGAAAAGUACACGAACAGAAGAAAAUACGUUCAACCCUCAAUUAUGUGAUCGCUUUAGGAGUUAUGACAGUAGGUUUAAGUUACGCCGCUGUACCUUUAUACAGGAUAUUUUGUCAAGCAUACAGUUAUGGGGGUAGCCUGGGGCAAGCCGAUGCAACAGAUGAAGUAAGUAAUAUGAAGGCAGUAAAAGAUAGACCUAUCAAAAUAAGGUUUAAUGCAGACGUAGCAUCAUCUAUGCAGUGGAAUUUUAGGCCACAGCAAACGGAUAUUACAGUGGUGCCAGGAGAAACGGCAUUAGCUUUCUACACAGCUAAGAAUCCCACUGAUAAGCAAGUGGUGGGCAUUAGUACUUACAAUGUGGUUCCAUUUGAGGCUGGUCAAUACUUUAAUAAGAUACAGUGUUUCUGCUUUGAAGAACAAAUGCUAAAUCCACGUGAGAUGGUGAACAUGCCAGUGUUCUUCUACAUAGACCCAGAGUUCAGUGAGGAUCCAAAGAUGGAGUACAUUGAUGAGAUUGUUUUGUCUUACACUUUCUUUGAAGCUAAAGAGGGAUUCCAACUUCCUGUCCCUUCAUAUGCUAAGUAAUGCACAAACCUAAGUAUUUUAGUUAUAGACAUAUUGUGUUAUGGAAUGACAUUAUUUUAUUAUAAAAAUGUUGAACAUAUUUUU
Pieris brassicae (large cabbage white) is the source of this 1128-nucleotide messenger RNA. RefSeq names its product cytochrome c oxidase assembly protein COX11, mitochondrial (gene Cox11). The record is from RefSeq and is a predicted model, not a curated record. Gene Ontology annotation, molecular function: copper ion binding. Gene Ontology annotation, cellular component: mitochondrial inner membrane. Lineage: Eukaryota; Metazoa; Arthropoda; Insecta; Lepidoptera; Pieridae. The coding region runs from base 343 to 1044 and encodes 233 amino acids. The transcript has 4 exons.